AACACCAGUACCCCAAACACUCACAACGACUGCGUCAUGCGUCCUCAGAACAAGGGAACGGGCUCGGAAACUCCGAUAGACCCUGGCAGUACCUUAACCGGCGUCAGAGCGAGGUAUUGACUGUCCGAGCCCUGACUUCCCCGUUGUCUCUUCUGCCAGUCCGCGCCUCUUGGUGCCCGGUGGACGAAAUAUGGAUUUUACAAACAACAGUAACGACAAUGAUUCCACCUCCACGUUUCCAGAUGUCGUGGACGUGGUUGCAGACUGGACUGAAAGUGAGAACAUCACUGCGGUUUCUAGACCUCUACCAGACGUGGAGCUCAGUUAUCAGGUAAUCACUUCAAUGCUCCUGGGGGCCCUUAUCCUCUGCUCAAUAUUUGGGAACGCGUGCGUCGUCGCAGCCAUUGCGUUGGAGAGGUCUCUCCAGAACGUGGCCAACUACCUUAUCGGCUCCCUGGCCGUCACGGAUCUGAUGGUAUCCGUUCUGGUGCUCCCCAUGGCGGCCCUCUACCAAGUCCUAAAUAAAUGGACCCUGGGACAAGAGAUAUGUGACAUAUUCAUCUCGCUGGAUGUGUUGUGCUGUACUUCGUCCAUCCUGCACUUGUGCGCCAUUGCCUUGGACAGGUACUGGGCUAUCACUGACCCGAUUGACUAUGUAAAUAAACGGACACCCAGGCGAGCUGCGCUCCUGAUAAGUUUGACUUGGUUGAUUGGCUUCUCCAUCUCCAUUCCACCUAUGUUAGGCUGGAGAAAAGCUGAGGACAGGGCUAACCCCGACGCUUGCACCAUCAGUCAGGACCCGGGCUACACUAUCUACUCCACUUUCGGGGCAUUUUACAUUCCGCUCAUUCUGAUGCUGGUAUUAUACGGACGGAUAUUUAAAGCAGCUAGGUUCAGGAUUCGAAAGACAGUGAAGAAAACUGAGAAAGCAAAAGGGUCUGACCAGUGUUUGUCAGUUUCUCCAGCUGUAUUCCACAAGAAAGCCAACGGAGAGGCAGGGGGCAUUAACUGGAAGCGCAACGUGGAGCCCAAUCCUAACUCUCCAUGCAUAAACGGCGCCUUAAAGCACGGGGUGGACGGCGAGUCGUUAGAAAUCAUGGAAGUUCAAAAGGAUUCCAAGAAUCACCUGCCUCUACCAAAUACACCACAAUCAACACAUGUGCUGGAAAAUAAAAACGAAAAGAGCACAGACGUGAAGAGGAAGAUAGCUCUGGCUAGAGAGCGCAAAACUGUGAAAACUCUAGGAAUAAUCAUGGGAACUUUUAUCUUUUGCUGGUUGCCGUUUUUCAUUGUGGCACUAGUGUUGCCUUUUUGCUCUGAGAGUUGUUACAUGCCGGGCUGGCUUGGGGACGUCAUAAACUGGCUGGGCUACUCCAACUCUCUCCUUAACCCAAUUAUAUAUGCCUACUUCAACAAAGACUUCCAAAGUGCUUUCAAAAAAAUCAUCAAAUGCAAAUUCCACAGAGCGUGACAUUCAUAAUAUGUGUGAGUGCGUAAGUUUACUUACCUUGAAUUAUGAACCCAAUUAAGUGACGGGGACACAUGCGUCUGUCUUUUGAGGUAAUGAAACGCAAAAAAAAAAAAGCCACAUACUUUAAUUCAGGGAGAGUGAUUCUGAAAUAAAGUAGGCUAUAAACCGACUGCCAUUAAUGGCCGGAUGUAAGUUACGCUAAGAGAGCCACACAUUUAAAGGUUGUAUGUUUAGGCCUGUAGCCUACUUGACUGAACAAGCUGCUCUUGUAUAUUCGAUGUUGUUGCUUGACAUGCAAAGCAUCGUUC
Molecule: messenger RNA, 1779 nt
Organism: Hypomesus transpacificus
Lineage: Eukaryota; Metazoa; Chordata; Actinopteri; Osmeriformes; Osmeridae
Gene: htr1aa
Product: 5-hydroxytryptamine (serotonin) receptor 1A a
Exons: 1
Coding region: 191-1471 (426 amino acids)
Biological process (GO): regulation of hormone secretion; regulation of vasoconstriction; regulation of behavior
Cellular component (GO): plasma membrane
Molecular function (GO): G protein-coupled serotonin receptor activity
Source: RefSeq, a predicted model, not a curated record